Molecule: messenger RNA, 1038 nt
Organism: Nymphaea colorata (pocket water lily)
Lineage: Eukaryota; Viridiplantae; Streptophyta; Magnoliopsida; Nymphaeales; Nymphaeaceae
Product: ethylene-response factor C3-like
Exons: 1
Coding region: 65-715 (216 amino acids)
Biological process (GO): regulation of DNA-templated transcription; ethylene-activated signaling pathway
Molecular function (GO): DNA-binding transcription factor activity; DNA binding
Source: RefSeq, a predicted model, not a curated record
CCGAUUAAGAGGGCCGUCCCUCCAACUUCACUGGAGGUACAGCCAAGAGACAUCUGAUUUCAUCAUGGAUACUUCGUUCAUCGAUUCGGACCUUCUACCUGGAUUUUCAUGGACAUUGCCGGAAUCUCAUGGGUGCAGGGACCUGGGGUCGACGGAGAAAGAAGAACUGCACAUUGACCAGAAAGGUUCAAACGAGUUGUUUCACUCUGAUGGAGGAGCUCAAGGUUCAGUUCCUGGGGAGACUGGUUCUGGCAUGGAGAUGAACAGAAGACCAGUCCAGCCACAGGUGAGCUCGUCGGAGAGGUACUACAGAGGAGUACGGAAGCGGCCGUGGGGAAAGUUUGCAGCUGAGAUUCGAGACUCGACUCGGUGCGGGGUGCGGGUGUGGCUUGGAACGUUUGGCAGUGCCGAGGCAGCGGCGCUGGCUUAUGACCAAGCUGCAUAUGCCAUGCGAGGGCCGACGGCUGUGCUCAAUUUUCCGGUGGACUAUGUAAAGGAGUCACUUGGGGACAUGAGAUAUGGGGAAGAUGGGUCUUCCCCGGCCAUGGCUCUUAAGGAGAAGCACUCCCUAAGGAGGAGGCGGAGGAGGAUGAAAACAACCAGCGGCGGAAGGGAAGGAGAAGAGGAUAAGGAUUUGGUAGAAUUGGAGGAUCUAGGAGAGCAGUAUCUGGAGGACCUACUGAUCAAGUCUUGUCAAGAAGAAAGGGAUCUUUGAUCUCUCUCUUUCUCUUCCCAAAUAUCUACAAUGUUAGGACGAUAACAGGGUGCAUUCGAAUCAACAUAUAACGUCCCACUAUAAUGUCUAAGGCAAAAUGCAUUUCCCUACUUGGAUUUCUUGCCGUCUUUUUGUUAAUCUUUUUGUGUGUGUGUAUAUAUAAGCUUGAGCUCCGGUUUGAAGUAAAUUUGAGUAUGAGCAUAAACAAGGCGAGGUUCCAGGACACUGAUCUGAACUCCAUUGAGUUACUUUCGUAAUCAAAUGCGGAUCUUUAUACAACAAAAUCCACGGUGGUAGAGGCCAACCAAAUAAAUAUAGUUAGA